Messenger RNA from Phyllostomus hastatus (greater spear-nosed bat), 832 nucleotides. It is a transcript of the gene APRT, whose product is annotated as adenine phosphoribosyltransferase. Lineage: Eukaryota; Metazoa; Chordata; Mammalia; Chiroptera; Phyllostomidae. The transcript is spliced from 5 exons. Gene Ontology annotation, biological process: AMP salvage; adenine salvage. The record is from RefSeq and is a predicted model, not a curated record. Gene Ontology annotation, cellular component: cytoplasm. Gene Ontology annotation, molecular function: adenine phosphoribosyltransferase activity; AMP binding; adenine binding. Bases 54 to 596 code for a protein of 180 amino acids.
CCGCCCCUGCGCAGGCGCAGCCGUCCCGCCCGAGGACACGUGCGGAAGCAGCAAUGGCGGACCCUCAGCUGCAGCUGGUGGCACGGCGCAUCCGCAGCUUCCCCGACUUCCCCAUCCCGGGCGUGCUGUUUAGGGACAUCAGUCCCCUCCUGAAGGACCCGGACUCCUUCCGCGCUUCCAUCAGCCUCCUGACCAAACACCUGAAGAAGACCCACGGAGGCAAGAUCGACUACAUUGUAGGCCUGGACUCCCGGGGCUUUCUGUUCGGCCCCUCCCUGGCCCAGGAACUUGGCUUGGGCUGCGUGCUCAUCCGAAAGCGAGGAAAGCUGCCUGGCCCCACAGUGUCCGCCUCCUACACACUGGAAUAUGGGAAGGCUGACCUGGAAAUCCAGAAAGACGCCCUGGAACCAGGGCAGAAGGUGGUAGUCGUGGAUGAUCUGCUGGCCACUGGCGGAACCAUGUGUGCAGCCUGUGAGCUGCUGGGCCAGCUGCAGGCUGAGGUGUUGGAGUGCGUGAGCUUGGUGGAGCUGACAUCACUGAAGGGCAGGGAGAAGCUAGGGGCUGUGCCCUUUUUCUCCCUCCUGCAGUAUGAGUGACUCAAUACCCCUGCUCACACCAACUAGGAAAAGAAGAGAUCCGGCCUCCACUGCCUGCCAGCAGGCACUCACAGCCCACCUGGACUUCAUCUAGCACCCAGGAACCUUCCUGUGGGUUCUGGAAGUGCAAAGGCCUGGAGCCCAUAGCCCAGGGCAAAGCCAAGCCCAGGGCAAAGCCAAGCCCAGGCCGCUCAGCUUCAUUUAUGGUGAAAUAAGAACAUGUAUGACCAACUUUA